This is a messenger RNA of Haliotis rufescens (red abalone), 888 nucleotides long. RefSeq lists its product as uncharacterized. The coding region runs from base 105 to 563 and encodes 152 amino acids. The record is from RefSeq and is a predicted model, not a curated record. Lineage: Eukaryota; Metazoa; Mollusca; Gastropoda; Lepetellida; Haliotidae. The transcript has 2 exons.
UCAUAAAUAGGCCUACACGAGUAGCCCCCCCUUGUCAUUUGUUACUCGAUCGCUACCUGGCAACGCUCGUUGACAAGCGACAGUUUACAGUCGGUGGAUUUAAGAUGAUGUCUCAAGUGAACUACCAGUUGUCCGCUCGCGACCCUGCCGUCACGGCGUCACCUGACCGGAUGUACCCGGUGUCAACUCUCCACCGCAUCGCCCUUGUGUCCUGUGAGCGCAUCCUGCUCCUCAUGAACAACACCCGGAUGUUGCGACAUACCCGACUGAGCACAAUGGAUGAUGUUCUCCUAUAUCUUAACGGCAUGCACGACGACGUUGGUCUGAGCGGCGACCGCGGCGACUUCUAUCGCCGGAAGCUGGCAGAGGAACUGUACACUACUUUCAGCGUGCAUGGCGUCGAUUACACCAACAUCGACGCUGUUGUUGCCGGCGCGAUUGACCUUGAAAGACAGACACGCUUCAUUUUGGCCGAGAGCGGACGGAGACGGGAUAGAGCGCCACCUGUCCAUUAUGACGAACAGGUUCUGGACAUUUUGGCCAGAAUUGCUGACAUGCAUUAGAAUAAUUAUGAAACGUCAUGGUGACGGACGAACGUCCUACGUUCUCGUGUCUUUCCGGGCGAAAUCGGAACCCCGCAUUUCUUGAAAAUGACAACUAAUGACGGUUAUAUCUCAAAGGUGUAUUCCUCAUGUCUUAUGAUAUUGAACUAACUUAAAGAUUCCCUCACUACGCAAUAUACAGUGUACAAUUCAUGAUGUUUUGGAAGAGCGGUAAAUUCAAUGAUAUUCAAGCCACCGGGUAGGUUUUUGUUUUGUUUGUACAGAGUGCCUGAUUUCUUUGUAAACUAUGUAUGCCUAGUUGUAGAAAUAAAAGAUUACACGUGAA